This is a messenger RNA of Schizophyllum commune H4-8, 750 nucleotides long. RefSeq names its product glycoside hydrolase family 61 protein. Lineage: Eukaryota; Fungi; Basidiomycota; Agaricomycetes; Agaricales; Schizophyllaceae. Bases 1 to 750 code for a protein of 249 amino acids. The transcript is spliced from 8 exons. The record is from RefSeq and is a predicted model, not a curated record.
AUGCGUGUCCUGGCCCACGCUGCCCUCUUGUCGCUCGCCGGCUAUGCCACCGCGCACGGCUACGUGCCAUUCAUCAAGAUCAACGGCGAGCUCAUCCCUGGAUGGGAUGUUCAAUCGGAUCCUUACACGACCCCCCAACCCUUGCGCGUCGUGCGCGCGACCAAGCCUGACAGUGGCUUCAUCGCGGAUCCAACCUCCGGGGACAUCACUUGCAGCAUCGGCAACUCGCAGUUGCCUCCUGGCCCCAUCCAGGCCGAGGUCGAGGCGGGCGGGACGGUUUCCAUGAUGUGGAACACUUGGCCGACAGGUCACUAUGGCCCCAUCUUGAACUACAUGGCCAAGUGCGCGACCGAUGACUGCUCUCCUUUCAAAGGCGAUACUGGGAGCCCGUGGUUUAAGGUACAAGACGCCUUCGAGAACGGCGUAUGGGCUAGCGAUGUGCUCGCAACGUCCGCGAACUUCACGUACGACGUGCACAUUCCGAAGAACAUCCAGCCGGGCGCCUACCUCCUUCGCCAUGAGAAUCUAGCCCUCCACGGCGCCAGCAACGUCGGCGGUGCCCAAUUCUACCCAGUCUGCGUUCAGCUCACCGUCACUGGUGGCGGAUCUCUGGCACCCUCUGGCCUGAGCUUCCCUGGAGCGUACUCGGCCGAGGAUCCAGGCAUUCACUUCAACCCGUACCAGGGAGAUGCAGCGAACGAGGCGUAUAUUCCUCCAGGUGGCGACGUGUACCCCGGCCUACAGUUCUGA